CCCGCGUGCAGGCAGUUGGCACCGGGUCACUGUGGUGCCCGGCGUCCCUUCCAGGCGGCGGCUGGGACAGGAGCCCUCCAGGGUACACUUGGCUCUCAGACAGCCCCCGAGUCAGGCCAGGGCGAGCCGGCGGCCAGGCCCAGGUCCGGAUUUGCGGAGCGUCAGCGGCGGUGCCAGGGCAACCCCCUCCCCAGCUGUGACUGCGAGCGGCGUGCGCUCGCAGCCUCCUCCCGGACGGCCUGCUGGUUGCCAGGCAACGGCGGGGCGGGAGCGCGGGCGGUCUACCGCGCACCCCGCGGGGACGCACGGCACGUCGCGGCUGGCCCGCUGCGUCAGCGCGCUCACCCGGAAGCGGCGAGUGGUCGACAUGGCGGCCUCUUCGUCAGGCCUGGGCCUCGGCCUCGGCCUGGGCCUAGGUGGCGGCGGCGGCGGCGGCGGCGUAAGCCCAGGGGCCGAGGCCGGGGACUUCCUGGCUCGGUACCGGCUGGUGUCGAACAAGCUGAAAAAGCGUUUCCUGCGGAAGCCGAACGUGGCCGAGGCCGGCGAGCAGUUCGGACAGCUGGGCCGGGAGCUGCGCGCCCAGGAGUGCCUGCCCUACGCGGCCUGGUGCCAGCUGGCCGUGGCGCGCUGCCAGCAGGCGCUGUUCCACGGGCCCGGGGAGGCGCUGGCCCUGACCGAGGCCGCGCGCCUCUUCCUGCGCCAGGAGUGCGACGCCCGGCAGCGCCUGGUCUGCCCCGCCGCCUACGGCGAAGCUCUGCAGGCGGCCGCUAGCGCCCUGAGCGCCGCUGUGCGCCUGCACCUGGAGCUGGGCCAGCCGGCCGCCGCCGCCGCCCUGUGCCUGGAACUGGCCGCCGCCCUGCGCGACCUCGGCCAGCCGGCCGCCGCCGCCGGCCACUUCCAGCGCGCCGCCCAGCUGCACCUGCCCCAGCUGCCCCUGGCCGCGCUGCAGGCGCUUGGCGACGCUGCCUCGUGCCAGCUGCUGGCGCGAGACUACACCGGUGCCCUGGCGGUCUUCACGCGCAUGCAGCGCCUGGCGCGCGACCAUGGCAGCCACCCCCUGCCGCCGCCCCCGCCGUCGCCGCCCCAGCAGCCGGGACCCGGUGCGGCCUCUGCGCCGCUCCCCGCGAACUCGGGCUCGGCCGCGCCCUCCCCCGCCACGCUGGGCGCCUUCUCGGACGUGCUGGCCCGGUGCGAGGUGUCCCGCGUACUGCUGCUGCUGCUCCUGCAGCCGCCACCCGCCAAGCUCCUGCCCGAGCACGCCCAGACCCUGGAGAGGUACUCCUGGGAGGCCUUCGACAGCCACUGCCAGGACAGCAGCAGCGGCCAGCUUCCUGAGGAGCUGUUCUUGCUGCUGCAGUCCUUGGUCAUGGCCACCCAUGAGAAAGACACGGAAGCCGUCAAGUCGCUGCAGGUGGAGAUGUGGCCACUGCUGAGUGCCGAGCAGAACCACCUCCUUCACCUAGUUUUGCAAGAAACCAUCUCCCCCUCGGGACAGGGCGUCUGAUGAAUCCCAGCAACCGAGAUGCCCUUUUGCCAGAGACCCAACCACCCCACAGCACGCCCAGUACCUUUCCCCUCCCCUCCCCUCCCCACUUUGCCACUGGGGAGAAAUAAAAGAUGGUCUUCUUGC
Messenger RNA from Dipodomys spectabilis (banner-tailed kangaroo rat), 1630 nucleotides. It is a transcript of the gene F8a1, whose product is annotated as coagulation factor VIII associated 1. Gene Ontology annotation, biological process: vesicle cytoskeletal trafficking. Gene Ontology annotation, molecular function: protein binding. The record is from RefSeq and is a predicted model, not a curated record. The coding region runs from base 368 to 1504 and encodes 378 amino acids. The transcript is spliced from 2 exons. NCBI's taxonomy places the organism in Eukaryota, Metazoa, Chordata, Mammalia, Rodentia, Heteromyidae. Gene Ontology annotation, cellular component: early endosome.